Cynara cardunculus var. scolymus (artichoke) is the source of this 1578-nucleotide messenger RNA. Its product is annotated as B3 domain-containing protein REM8-like. The transcript is spliced from 9 exons. Gene Ontology annotation, molecular function: DNA binding. The record is from RefSeq and is a predicted model, not a curated record. Lineage: Eukaryota; Viridiplantae; Streptophyta; Magnoliopsida; Asterales; Asteraceae. The coding region runs from base 1 to 1578 and encodes 525 amino acids.
AUGCCGUCACGCCGGAAACCCACUAACUUCUACAGAGUCACCCUCUCCGGCAACGUCAACAAAACCAGCCUCAGAAUCCCCAAUCGGUUUAUUAGAGGUCACCGGAAGCAGAUUCUUUUAAACGACGUCUUACUCAUUGUUUCCGAUGACGAGGUUUGGCGGUUGGGCUGGAUGAUCUCCGGCGAAGGCAAACUCUGGAUCCAGAAAGGUUGGCCGGAAUUCGCUAAGCAUUACCGAAUUGGGUAUGGACAUUUAUUGCUUUUCAAACAUAUUGGCAAAUCGAUCUUCCAUGUUAGCAUUUUCGAUUCAAGCAGCUGUGAAAUCAAUUACACAUCGCCCUCAAAAUCCCCCAAAUUGCAGAAAUUGAUCGAUCUAUCUAUGACUCAAGAUGAUCAAAUUGAAGGUGCAGGUGCAGGUGGCGAUAACGAUGAGAAAAGCCUGAAGAAACCAUUGGUUAUGGAAGAAACCAGUGAUGAUAAUUUGAUCGAAAACGUUCGGCAUUCCAUGACGAAGGUUAUCAAAAAAUCCCACGUUAAUCAAAUGCCGAUGAAGAAGAGUUUUUCGAAAUCGGUCGGAAUCAAUGGCUAUCGCAACGUGCGGUUGAAGAAUGAUGACGGAAAGAUAUGGAAAGUGAAGGUAAGGAAGUAUGUGAAGGAAAGGAUGUACAUAGGAUGGUCUGGUUUCAGAAAAGAUAACAAGAUCGAGGUCGGGGACUCGUGUGAAUUCGAUCAUGUUAAAGGUGAAAGUGUAAAUAACAACCUAACAGUACCAUUGAGAGUCUGCCUGAAGAAACAAAUAGUUGUCGAUUAUACUCCGUCGUCAGCCGUCGCAAUGCCGUCACGCCGGAAACCCACUAAUUUCUAUAGAGUCACCCUCUCCGGCAACGUCAACAAAACCAGCCUCAGAAUCCCCAAUCGGUUUAUUAGAGGUCACCGGAAGCAGAUUCUUUUAAACGACGUAUUACUCAUUGUUUCCGAUGACAAGGUUUGGCGGUUGGGCUGGAUGAUCUCCGGCGACGGCAAACUCUGGAUCCAGAAAGGUUGGCCGGAAUUCGCUAAGCAUUACCGAAUUGGGUAUGGACAUUUAUUGCUUUUCAAACAUAUGGGAAAAUCGAUCUUCCAUGUUAGCAUUUUCGAUUCAAGCAGCUGUGAAAUCAAUUACCUAUCACCCUCAAAAUCCCCCAAAUUGCAGAAAGGAAUCGAUCGAUCUGUGACUCAAGAUGAUCAAAUCGAAGGUGCAGGUGGCGAUUACGAUGAGAAAAGCCCUAAGAAACCAUUGGUUAUGGAAGAAUCCAGUGAUGAUGAUUUGAUCGAAAACGCUCGACAUUCCAUGACGAAGCCGAUGAAGAAGAGUUUUGCGGAAUCGGUCGGAAUCAAUGGCUAUCGCAGCGUGCGGUUGAAGAAUGAUGACGGAAAGAUAUGGAAAGUGAAGGUAAGGAAGUAUGUGAAGAAAAGGAUGUUGUACAUACGAUGGUUAGGUUUCAGAGAAGAUAACAAGAUCCAGAUCGGGGACUCGUGUGAAUUCGAUCAUGUUAAAGGUAACUUGAUUCAUGUUCGUGUCUUCAAGAAACAUCAGUAG